Molecule: messenger RNA, 834 nt
Organism: Coccomyxa subellipsoidea C-169
Lineage: Eukaryota; Viridiplantae; Chlorophyta; Trebouxiophyceae; Coccomyxaceae
Product: Mog1p/PsbP-like protein
Exons: 6
Coding region: 1-834 (277 amino acids)
Biological process (GO): photosynthesis
Cellular component (GO): photosystem II oxygen evolving complex; extrinsic component of membrane; photosystem II
Molecular function (GO): calcium ion binding
Source: RefSeq, a predicted model, not a curated record
AUGCAAAGUGCCUGCUGUGAAGAGUUAAUCUCAUGCAGUCUUGCUUCAGCUGACAAAGUCUGCCAUUUGGGCUCUGCAUGCACUUCAUGCCAUGCCUGGACGCAAUUCAUCGAGUACCUCACCUCAAAUGUGUGCGCAGUGCUGGUGAGUAAUUUCGGGGGGUCCACAAGCGCGCUGCUGUCGGUGGAUGGCGGGCGGCUGGCGGGGCGGCUUAAAUUGGACGCGCUGUACCCCGUGGCAGGCCACAAGCGCUGCCUCGACACCCAGAACGGCUACGAGUUUCUGUACCCGAGCCGGUGGCUAUCAGACCAGCGGCUGUACCGCCGUUAUGCAGAGCGAGUGGAGCGGCAGGCCAGCCUGGACCCCCCGCCAGCCGCCAGGUCAGCGAAUAGUAGGUCUGUAGCAGAGCCCACAGCGGCGUACGGACCUCCCGGUAGCACAGGCGAGGAGAAUUUGAGUGUAGUCGUGGCCCCCAUAGCUGGGGGUUUCAAAAUAGAAAAUCUGGGGGGACCCCGGCAGGCGGCCGAGCGCUUUUUGUCGACCACUGUCGCUCCGGAGGGCUCCGGCCGAACCGCUGACCUCAUCGAUGCGUACGAGCGGAGGGAUGAGAGCGGAGAGCUGUACUACACUUUAGAGUACACUGUGCAGUCGCCCAACUUCUUCCGGCACAAUUUAUCGGUAUACGCAGCCAGGAACGGACUCUUAUACACGCUGAAUGGGCAGUGUCAGAACAGCCGGUGGCCCCAGCUGCAGGCAGACAUGAGGGUGGCUGCUGAGUCCUUCAGGGUGUCGGCUCCCAAGUCAAGCAUCCCCGGCUGGGGAUCACAGCCAUAG